AUGGGAAGUUUUGGCAAAAACAUCUCCUCAACACUGUUUCUUUUUAUCGGUAUGCUUAUCAUUACACCAGGGUUUGCGAUUCGUACCAACGAAGAAAAUCAAGAGCUUUCUCAACAUUUGGAAGAGUGCCACAAAAAGGUGACAAAGCGUUGUGCAAUAGAAAUCUCUAAUAGUAUAUACACCAACAAUACCCCAUCAGAAUAUUGUUGCCAAAAGCAUAUAACAACGGGGAAAGCUUGCCAUGAUGAUUUCAUAAAACUAUUCAUUUCGAAAGUGCCAAAGGAGAAAGUAACUUUUAUUGCAGCCAAGGGUGACCAAAUGUGGAACCGUUGUGCUGCUAUAAUAGCCUUGGCACCUGUUGCCUAA
This is a messenger RNA of Populus nigra (black poplar), 366 nucleotides long. Its product is annotated as protein DOWN-REGULATED IN DIF1 11-like. Bases 1 to 366 code for a protein of 121 amino acids. The record is from RefSeq and is a predicted model, not a curated record. The transcript has a single exon. Lineage: Eukaryota; Viridiplantae; Streptophyta; Magnoliopsida; Malpighiales; Salicaceae.